AUGCCCGGUGGUGAUUUAUACUACUGGCUGGAGUACUACGACACCUUCACAGAAGAACAGGCCCGCUUCUACCUUGCGGAGACGGUCCUCGCUCUCGAGGCUCUCCACGACCUCGGCUACAUCCAUCGCGACCUCAAACCGGACAACAUGCUGCUAGACGCGAGGGGUCACCUGAAGCUGGCCGACUUCGGUUCCUGCGUCCGCGUGGAUGCGGACGGCCGCUACUUCUGCACCUCGCCAAUCGGCACGCCCGACUACAUUAGCCCUGAGAUGCUCAACUGCCAGUCCAAAGCAGGCUACAUCGGCCCGGCUUGCGAUUGGUGGGCGCUCGGUGUGAUCGCCUUCGAAAUGCUCUUCGGUGAGACAGCGUUUUAUGGACAAUCACUUGUGGAAACCUACUCGCGUAUCCUCGGCCACGAGAAAUCCCUCAAGAUUCCCACCGACACGGAAGUCACACCAAAUUUCGAAUCGCUAAUUCGUGACUUUCUUCGUAGCGCUGAUGUUCGCUUGGGCGCGAAGGAUGGGGCAAGUGAAGUGAAGAAGCACCCCUUUUUCGAGGGCAUCAAUUGGCUUGGAUUGCGUUCCGCUGUGCCCCCAAUUAACCCGGUUGUCACCUCGGACGUGGAUACCUCGAACAUAAAUUUCGAUGAAUCAGAACUCCUUGGUGCUGAUGGCAAGCUCGGUGGGGAUUCCUCGAAUUCUUCCGGCUCGUCUCCGGCUAACCUGCCACGUAUUGCGGGCGCAUUUUCCUCCAAAAAGCCCGUUGGACCUCCGGCUUACUUUACGGGCGAUAACCUAGCUUUCGCUGGCUUCACAUUCAAUCGCGAUGAAAGACAGCGAAUUGAGUCGUUGAGCAGAAAUGCGCCCAUCACCAACGGUGAUGCCAACACAGCCGAGGUCGAGGCUGCACUCUCUGAGGUGCGAGUUCAGUUGAGCGCAGCUGAGAAGCAGGCAGCGAUGGAUAAGAUUGCUGCAAAAGAGGCCCAACGACGGUUGGAUGAUGUGAAAUCUGAACUAGAGGCAACGAAGUUAGAACUCGAACGACUGGGAGAGGAGACAAAGACUCAGGUUGGUGUACUCCAGUCAGAACGCGACACCCUCAAUGACCGGGUUAAUCGACUCCAGGCCGAGCUUAUGACGGCAACUGAAGAUCUGGAAGCAGAGCGCAAAGCCCUAACCUCAAUUAAGGAAGAACUGGCCAGUGUUAAAGCCGCUCCUCCACCCGUACCACCAGUGCCCGCUCAGGUCACCAGCAGCGCUAAACAACGCAGCUCACUCGCAGACAAUCCAUCGCUUGAGGCUAACUUGGAGGACGCACGACAGCAGGCGUGCAGAGCCGAGGCGGAGCUGAUUACCACACGUCGGCUUCAUGCCGAGGAGAUGGGCGAACUCUCGGACCAGCUCCAAGCAGCCAAGACAUUCUCACAGCUCUACAAGUCACAACUGGAGGAGGCGGAGGAGGUUGCCUCGACCGCUCGCAAGACCAUCGACUCGCUGACCGCCGAGUUGGAGGGUCUUCGCGCCAACUUGCACUCCAGCCAGUCGACUCGCAAGGAGCUGAAGGAGAAGGUCUUCAGCCUGGAGUCAGAUCUCGCUGUGUCGAAAUUCGAGCUGGAGGGAAUGAGGAAGACAUACGACACGGAAAUAAAAGACGCUUCCACGCAGCUUGCCCGCUUGAAAGACCGUGUAGCCAGUCAGGCCGGGACAAUAAGAACAAUGACGGAGCAGCGGGAUGACUUGAUGCAGCAUUGCAAGACACUGGAGGAAAAUGUCUCCAAUCUCACAAAUCAGUUGCAGUAUCUGCGCAAGGAGAACGAGAUCCAGAAGAUGAAGAUUGAACAGACAGUCGCGAAACUGUACGAGGUCGCUUCGGUGGCCCCAGUAAGCAGUAAGAAGAAGAAGAGCACUGAAGCAGCCAAGUUGGCUAGUCUGGAAAAACAGCUGAAGAACUCGGAACACAAGCACCAGAAGGAGGUCUCCGAACUGCAAUCCACAUUGAACCGACUUAAGACCGACAACGAGGAGAAGGCUAGAGCAAUGGCGGAGCUAACUGAGGCUAACCGAAUGCUGGAGAAGGAGUUGGAUAAGGCCAACGAGCAGAUGAACGCGCUGUACGAUUGCUACGACAUCAAGACUGGUGGCGGAGGGCCAGUUGCGACGCGCCAGCAGAACUCGGGCGGCGACUUCUCCAGCAAAUCAUCCCCCACGGGAACACUAACGGAGCCCUCACCACCAAACAACAGGGGCGAGUUUAGUCUCUCUAUGGAGAGCCUUCAAAGCAUCGGUGGUAGCCAGUCGAUCAGUCGGCAAUUGCCCCCGCCCAUUGAAGACGUCUGCGACUUCCCAGCAAAGAUCAAGGGCAAGAAGAAGUUGGCGUGGAUACCCAAGUUUGUGGUUAUAUGCCCAUUCUCGGUGUCAUUCUUCCCAUCUAAGGAACAACGGGACCAGCUCGGCUCGGUGCCGUGUGAAGAAAUACCAAUCCACAAGAUAUUUUCCGUUCGCCCUGGCACCGUACUUGAUCUUAAUUACGCCACUGAAGAGGAUGUUUCCCGCCUAAUUUGCAUAAUUUCCGACGAGAUCACCCCAGACGCCAGUAGUAAUGUUACUUCUGUCCGCGACCCGGACCGCGCAAGCCUGCUAAGCGGCAUUCCAGGCGGCAACGCAAGUGUCAUAUCCGGCAACAGUAACCUCAUAUCGUGGCACGGCCACGCCUUCCAACCGAUGACCUUCCGCAUCAUGAAUGCCAUAUGCGAGGUCUGUCGGCGUUCCUGUUCUGAUCUUCGUGCUCCCCCACCAGCUCUUGAGUGUAUCCGCUGCCGAAUGCGCAUUCACCGGACACACGUAGAGAACCACGAAAAGUUUGUCGUGUGUCCGAAUACCGUGAAACAGUGGAUUAUUCGUGCGCCAACCCCCGCAGACCGCAAGGCCUGGAUCUCGUGCAUCAACCAGCUCAAGCAGGAGACAAACCUCUCGCUGGCGACAGACGCACUUCAGUCACCUGCCCCCACUGGUAAAUCCAACGUGCCUGGCAUGCCUAUACCGGGAGCCAGCACAAUCCGCUACCGGAGUAUGCGCAACUUCGGCGGGAUCGGUUUGAAAGACUUGGCCGUGAGACGGUCGGUUGCGGUUACCUUUCCCCGACACAACAGUAGCUCUGCCGUGGCUGGGUCUGUCACUCCUGGAACAGUGCUACAGUCGCCACCAGCUUCGGCGAUGCCUUCGCACCCGAAUCCGAUUUUCGAGAGCCAGCACGAUUUGUAA
Messenger RNA from Mesocestoides corti, 3261 nucleotides. NCBI's taxonomy places the organism in Eukaryota, Metazoa, Platyhelminthes, Cestoda, Cyclophyllidea, Mesocestoididae. The record is from the annotation of a GenBank genome assembly.